AUGGUGUUGUGGCGUAUACGUGCAAAUAUGGAGGAAAUUGAUGUUGGACGUCAUUACUGGGGGCAUCCGACAAUCUUUUCCAUUAGGUUAUACCAUGGUGGAGAGUUCACCAAAUUUCCUGGAAGAAAGUACAUCAAAGGAAAACAAACGUAUAUAGACUUACUCGACAUGGAUACUUUCUCAGUGCAUGACAUUGAUGAAAUGAUGGAACAGUUAGGCUAUGUUGAUGAAGAUUGGUAUGAUACUGGGGAGACAAAUGUUGUUGGGGAUGCUUCUAAAGAGGCUAAUGUAAUGGACGUCACUGGAGAUGACAAUAUGGACAUAACUGAUAAUGGGGAUAAUAACAAGGAAGGAAAUCCAUGUGUUGAAGUUGAAAUUGGGGACAUAUUUGAGCACACGAAUGAAGUUGAAUUUAGGGAUGGUAACAAGGGUGGAGAAGAUCCAUGGUCUAAAUUUGAAAGUGGGGACAUGUUUGAGGACAUAAACGAAGAAGAAUUUGGAAGUGGGGACAACUUUGACGAUGAUAGUGGUUAUAAAUCCAGUGAGUCCGAUGAUAUAGACUUUUAUGUUGACAAUGACAACAUCUUAGAUGAUGUAGAAGUUGACAUGAAUGAUUUCAAUGAUAACAUUGAUAUGGAUGCAGAGUGGGUUGGAGGUAUGAAUGACAAUGUGGUACAAGAAGAGAAUGAAGUUGGAGAGCUUAAUGAAGUACUAAAUAACGAGCCCAAGAGUUUAAAGAAAGAGUUAAAGUCCAUGCUAUUGAGACAAGAAGGGAACUUGGUUUUGAAAAAAAAUGACAAGAAUAGGGUAAGAUUUGUGUGUAGGGGGACAAUACCAAAACUGGGAAACUUAGACAAAAGUGGGGAAGGUCAACAAGAAGUCAACAAUGAAGAUGAAGAGAAGUGCCCGUGGAGCCUCUACGCUAGUAAAUGGAAACGUGAUAUAAACUGGAUGGUGGAAUCUAACCCAACUAUUCCAAUUCGUGCUUUACAAGAAAAACUGCAACGUGAUUACCAAGUGGGACUUUCCAAGAUGAAAGUGUUUAGGGCUAGAACUGAAGCUCUCAAUCAGGUGCGAGGGGAUUAUGUUGGUCAGUAUGCUCUAUUGAGAGACUAUGUUCAAGAACUUCAAAAACAUAACCCAGACACGACUGGAUUUGCUGCUGGAAGAAGAGACUUUCUUGGUCUCGAUGGUGCUUUUAUGAAGGGUCCAUACCCAGGACAAAUACUUUCAGCUAUGGGAAUUGAUGGUAAUAAUGGAACAUAUCCACUGGCUUAUGCUGUUGUGGAAUCUGAGAGUACCAACUCAUGGACUUGGUUUCUAACUUGUCUAGGGAUGAUUUGGGUUUAG
Molecule: messenger RNA, 1350 nt
Organism: Lactuca saligna
Lineage: Eukaryota; Viridiplantae; Streptophyta; Magnoliopsida; Asterales; Asteraceae
Source: the annotation of a GenBank genome assembly